AUGGAUCCUGCUACUGAUAGUUCCUCUUCCAACAGUGUCAAUGAUUUUACUUUGGCUGAGAUUGAAGACAUGGAGAGCAUGUACAAGAAGUAUGGUGAUCAGUCUCUCAACAGAGACUUCUGUCAAACCAUUGCCUGCAGCUUUAGUUGCUCAGUGACUCGGAGAGGCAUAUCAUUUAUAACCGGGACGCAAGUGGCGAGUUGGUUUCAGAGGAAGCUGAAACAGCCAAACCAAGCCAAAUCCAAGGCUAAGCCAUCUCCUCCUGAGAUUCUUGACUUGUCAAAUCUCAGUGCUGCCAAAAAUGUCGAAAAUAUCUCUGGUCAAAAACUGAAAGAUGAGGCACUUGAUAUUUAUGAUCUGGCUUUUGAGGCUAAAUCAGAAAGGAACGAUGCAUGAGAAAUUCAUGAUCACAAGAUAUGUAACUGCGUGUUUCUUGUUCGCUUCGACGGUGACAAUACAGAGGAAUCGUUGGGGAUUGACAACAUUUGCCGUCGUCCUGCUGCUGAGUGA
This is a messenger RNA of Microthlaspi erraticum, 510 nucleotides long. Lineage: Eukaryota; Viridiplantae; Streptophyta; Magnoliopsida; Brassicales; Brassicaceae. The record is from the annotation of a GenBank genome assembly.